AUUGGCAGAGUUAGACUGUAAGCGAACCAACCAACUAUGUUGCUCUUGGUUAUUCUGGCAAUUAUUGGGGCAGUUGCCAGUGUGCCGGCCCCCAUCGAAUAUAUCAAGGAAACUAUUCCGAAGAACAUCCCAAUCCAAAGCAUUGGACCCAUUGAUACUAGCAUUCCCAUAGACAGGGCUAGAAGGGACAUCCAAGAAAUUAUUCCUCAGUACAUCCCAAUCCAAAGCAUUGUACCCAUUGAUACUAGCAUUCCCAUAGACAGGGCUAGAAGGGACAUCCAAGAAAUUAUUCCUCAGCACAUCCCAAUCCAAAGCAUUGGACCAAUUGAUGCCAACAUUCCAAUAAACAGGGGUAAGAGGGACAUCCAAGAAAUUAUUCCUCAGCACAUUCCAAUUCAAAGCAUCGGACCCAUUGACGCCAGCAUUCCCAUUAACAGAGCCAGGAGGGACAUCCAAGAAAUUAUUCCUCAGUACAUCCCAAUCCAAAGCAUUGGACCAAUUGAUGCCAACAUUCCCAUAAACAGGGCUAAGAGGGACAUCCAAGAAAUUAUUCCUCAGCACAUCCCAAUCCAAAGUAUUGGACCAAUUGAUGCCAGCAUUCCCAUUAACAGGGCCAGGAGGGACAUCCAAGAAAUUAUUCCUCAGCACAUCCCAAUCCAAAGCAUUGGACCCAUUGAUGCUAGCAUUCCUAUAAACAGGGCUAGGAGGGACAUCCAAGAAAUUAUUCCCCAGUACAUCCCAAUCCAUAGCAUUGGACCCAUUGAUGCCAACAUUCCCAUAAACAGGGCCAGGAGGGACAUUCAAAAAAUCAUUCCUCAGUACAUCCCGAUCCAAAACAUUGGACCAAUUGAGUCUAAUCUCUCAAUCGGAUCAUAACAACCAGAAUGAGCGAAUCAUUCACCAUUAAUCAGUCAGUUUUGACUGUGGUUAAUUUUUUAAUUGAAAUAAAACGAAAACUUUUAAAACA
Molecule: messenger RNA, 967 nt
Organism: Cimex lectularius (bed bug)
Lineage: Eukaryota; Metazoa; Arthropoda; Insecta; Hemiptera; Cimicidae
Exons: 2
Coding region: 37-876 (279 amino acids)
Source: RefSeq, a predicted model, not a curated record